UGAUAUAUCCCCCAUCCCCAAUUGUGUGGCUGUUAUUUCAUCCCUACAGUUUUUACUAUUCCCCGUACUUCUUCUCUGCUCCAAUUAGAACACCCUAUAUCCAUGUAUUUGGAUCUUUUCACGCUCAUCUCCAGCAUUCUUUCUUUGUCAGAUGGAUUCAGACUUAUUCGCAGGGUUUUUGGUUGCUGGAUCAACAAGCAAAUCAGACAUUUGAGAGGAAACGAAAAAAAGCUCUGUAUGAAGCUUUGGAGAAGAUUAAAGGAGAGCUCAUGGUUUUGGGAUUUAUUUCUCUGUUACUGACAUUUGGGCAAAACUACAUUGCUAAGAUAUGUAUUCCCGUAAAAGUUGCCAAUACCAUGCUGCCAUGCCCAGCCAAGCAUAAGGAGCACAGCGACAAUGGAGGCGAACAUCAUAGAAGGCUUCUAUGGAAUGGGCGUAGGAUUUUAUCAUCCGAUAGUGCACCCGGGGAAUGCAAGGAUGGACAUGUACCGCUGAUUUCUCUCAAUGGUUUGCACCAGCUACACAUCUUCAUAUUCUUUUUAGCUGUAGUUCAUGUCAUCUAUGGUGCUAUAACAAUGCUGCUUGGAAGAAUGAAGAUCCGAGGAUGGAAGGAAUGGGAACGUGCAACUGGUCAAGAUGAAGUAGCCAAUGAUCCUUCAGUUUUCAGGCUUACGAAAGAGACUUCUUUUGUGAAAGAAAACACCAGUUUCAUGACUCAAACACCAAUUCUUUUCUACUCUGUAAGAGAGAUAAGAAACAAACAAAGAAUGGUUAUAAUUAAUUAGUACAACCAAAAAGUGAAGAAAAUGAAAAUAGGAUGGCACAACAAUAUGUAAUAUGAUUGCUUGCUUUGAGCUCCUCUACGUAUGAUCAUACUACUGUUUCUGUAAAUCAAAUAUCAACACCAGUGCAGUGAUUGCUUAGUUCUUUUGCUUUUCAGGUUUGCUUCUUCCGGCAAUUUUUUAGGUCAGUUCGUAGAGCUGACUACUUGGCUAUGCGCCACGGAUUCAUUUCGGUCCAUUUAGCUCCAGGAAGUAAGUUUGAUUUUCAAAAGUACAUUAAAAGAUCAUUGGAAGAUGACUUCAAGUAUGGUGUUAUGGUUGUCAGCAGUGCUCUAUCUGCUGCUGAAUGUUAAUGGAUGGCAAGCUAUGUUUUGGCUGUCCAUAAUGCCUUUAGUUACAAUAUUAGCAGUUGGGACAAAGCUUCAAGCAAUAAUAGCACAAAUGGCCAUUGAAAUCCAAGAGAGGCAUGCUGUAGUCCAGGGCAUACCUCUUGUACAAGUUUCAGACAGACAUUUUUGGUUUAGCAAGCCAAAGUUAGUCCUUUAUCUUAUCCAUCUAACCCUAUUUCAGAAUGCAUUCGAGAUAACAUAUUUCGUCUGGAUAUCAUACGAGUUUGGGCUUCAUUCCUGCUUCCACAGUAACUUCUAUCUUGCUGUUCUAAGAGUUUGUCUUGGGCUUGGAGUACAAUUCUUGUGCAGCUACAUUACGCUUCCAUUGUAUGCUCUUGUUACCCAGAUGGGAUCAACGAUGAAGAGGUCCGUAUUCGAUGACCAGACUUCAAAAGCCCUGAUGAAGUGGCAUAAAAAUGCCAAGGACCAUAUAAAUGUUCCAAAGCCAGGAGCUAUCAAAACCACAACACUAGGAGGUAGUCCGGGUGACUCGCCCAACCAUUCCCCCCGCGGGCACCCAUCAGGUGCUAUGCAUGUGGUCAGCGUGGCAAACCAAAAUUCUGGACAGAUGGCUAACAUCAUUGCCAGUGUGGAUAUUCCAUUGGACAGUCCACCGGGCGAUGGCAGGUCCCACGGGACUGACCUUCUCACAGGUCCUUAAGAGAAGAAAAAAAUGAUGCAAAAAGCCUGGAACGAUGGUUAAUUAAUUAACGAUCGUUCCUAGGUGGUACAUAUAUACAUGGUAGUUAGUACAUAUAUAGGUUGUCACAAAAUUCAUUGGAUGUCUAGUUGGAGAUAUUCGUAUGCAUUUUGUGCUGGUUUGUAGCAGUUAUGAAUCACUGGAAGGCCAAUUGCCCAGUUUGGUCGUUCAUUAAACACAUAGGAGUUUUUACCGCACUUUAUAGAAACCAUUC
Molecule: messenger RNA, 2085 nt
Organism: Cuscuta campestris
Lineage: Eukaryota; Viridiplantae; Streptophyta; Magnoliopsida; Solanales; Convolvulaceae
Source: the annotation of a GenBank genome assembly